ACUGACUUAGCAGUGACUUUGUGUUGUCAGUCUUGUAAGUCUUUAUCUCACCUGAUAGGCUACUCCAAGGUCUUGAACAUAAUCAGUCCAUUUGAACAUAAUGCACCUGCCGUAUUGCUCCAGGUUGCUGUUUGAUGACUACCACUGCAGAGGGAGUCUGUUCAGUGAGUGCAUUCCAAUAUGCGGACUCUGUCCUCCCUUGCUCACUCGCCUGCUUGUGACCUCAUGAUCACAUCACUCACGACAGAAAAUGUAUUCAAUAUCUUGCAAAGGCACAAUUCUAAUGUCAUUGUCUCAUUUGCAAUUGGGAUGGCGGAUGAAUAACAGCCCCCCAAAAGUAGCUAGACUGACAACGGGUAAACUUUAUUGUUUUCUCCACGAAGGCAGGGCCUCAGCAAAACGGGAGGCCACAAGCACAAGUGGAGGACGAGAGUCCGCAUAAUUGGAAUGCACCCAGUGACUACACUCACCUCUGGUGUUUUGAGAGGAGGCGGCUUGACAUGUCAUAGCUAGCACUAACAACUUUAAAGGAGGAGCAAGAGGAGUGGAGGCAGGAAAGGUGGAGUACGUCUCAGAAUUCUUUUUAGGUCGGGAAUGCGUGUCAGACAGCAUGGUGGCAGGCCCUCAAAAGCCAGGUGGAGAGAAAGAGAAACCUUCAAAUUGUCAUUGUUUUUGGUGAAAACUGUAAGUUAAGAGUGGCUAAGAGAUUUUCCAAGGCAGGGCCUCAGCCUCUGCCUGGCCUGAAGAUAUAGCACCAUGCAGUUUUGGAGCCUGCUCAGCUGCGCACAGGGAGAUAUUUCAAGGAUCUCCUCCUACUACGCAGAAUAUGACGGACACCUAGCACCCACCAAAGGUAUGGCGGCGGCUUACCUGGACCCCAACCUGAACCAUGCGCUGUGCUCGGGGGUGAAACCCCGGCUGAGUGCGGGGGGUAUGGAUCGCCCCCCGGGUGCUCUGGAGCGAGUGCUGAAGGUCUUCCACUACUUUGAGAGCAGCAGUGAGCCGUGCACCUGGGCCAGCAACAUCCGCCAUGGGGACGCCACUGACAUCAGGGGGGUCAUCCAGAAGAUCCUGGACAUCCACAAGGUGAAAUGUGUGUCCUGUUUUGGCCUGCGCCUGAGCCAUCUGAAGACAGGCGAGAUCCACUGGCUGCACCCGGACCUAGGGGUGUCCCACGUGAGGGAGAGAUUCGAGCGCAUGCACCCCCAGGAUGAGUGGAGGUAUGAACUACGGAUACGCUAUUUGCCAAAAGGGUUUCUGAACCAGUUCACUGAAGACCAGCCAACACUAAACUACUUUUAUCACCAGGUAAAAAGCGACUAUAUAUUGGAGACGGGAGAUCAAGUAGACCAAGACAUUUCUCUGAAACUCGGCUGCCUUGAAAUCAGGAGGUUCUUCAGAGACAUGAGAGGAAAUGCACUGGACAAGAAGUCAAAUUAUGAAUUAUUAGAAAAAGACGUGGGCCUGAGAAGAUUCUUCCCCAAGGGUUUGCUGGAGUCUGUCAAGGCAAAAACACUGCGUAAGCUGAUCCAACAAACCUUCAGACAGUUUGCCAACCUCAACGACGCCCAAUGCAUCCUCAAGUUUUUUGAAGUGCUCUCGCCUAUCCACAGAUUUGACAAAGAAUGUUUUAAAUGUGCUCUUGGGUCUAGUUGGGUCAUUGCCGUGGAACUGGCCAUUGGUCCUGAGGAGGGCAUCAGCUACCUCACUGAUAAAGGCUCCACGCCCACCCACUUGGCCAACUUUACGCAGGUGCAGAGCAUCCAGUACUCCUCCGUGGAGGAGAAGGAGAGGAAGGGCAUGCUGCUGCUGGAUGUAGCGGGAGCGCCCGAGCCACUUGCUGUGACCACGCCGUGUCUGACCACAGCUGAGAAUCUGGCUGACCUGAUUGAUGGCUACUGCCGCCUGGUCCACGGGGCCUCGCGCUCCUUCAUCGUCCGCGUACACAAAGAGGGAGAGAGAGAGAGAGCUCUGCCCUCCAUACCCAAAUCUAUGCCAAAAGUCUCCAACCAUGACAAGCGCCUGGAGGGCAUCAGGACCAGGGCCAUAUCCGUCUCUGAAGACAUAAGCGGAGAUGAAACGGACGACUAUGCUGAGAUCAUCGAUGAGGAGGACACCUACACCAUGCCUUCCAAGUUCUAUGGAUUAGAAGAAGCUCGAGACUAUGAGAUCCAGAGAGAGAGGAUGGAACUGGGACGCUGCAUUGGAGAAGGCCAGUUUGGAGACGUCCACCAAGGGGUCUACAUCAGCCCGGAGAACCCAGCCCUGGCAGUAGCCAUCAAGACCUGUAAGAACUGCACCUCAGACAGUGUUCGAGAAAAGUUUCUGCAAGAGGCUUUGACCAUGCGGCAGUUUGAUCACCCCCACAUAGUGAAGCUGAUUGGAGUGAUUACAGAGACCCCAGUCUGGAUCAUCAUGGAGCUCUGUACCAUGGGGGAGCUGCGCUCCUUCCUCCAGGUGCGGAAGUACAGUCUGGACUUGGCCACACUCAUCCUCUUCUCCUACCAGCUCAGUGCUGCUCUCGCAUACCUGGAGAGCAAACGUUUUGUACAUAGAGAUAUUGCUGCUAGAAAUGUCCUGGUGUCCAAUGUGGAUUGUGUGAAGCUGGGGGACUUUGGACUAUCAAGAUACAUGGAGGACAGCUCAUAUUAUAAAGCCUCAAAAGGGAAACUUCCAAUUAAAUGGAUGGCACCGGAGUCCAUCAACUUCAGACGUUUUACCUCAGCCAGCGACGUCUGGAUGUUUGGUGUGUGCAUGUGGGAGAUCCUGAUGUAUGGAGUGAAGCCGUUCCAGGGGGUGAAGAACAACGAUGUGAUUGGCCGGAUCGAGAACGGCGAGCGGCUCGCCAUGCCCCACAACUGUCCCCCGACGCUCUACAGCCUGAUGACCAAGUGCUGGGCCUACGACCCCAGCAAGAGACCCCGCUUCACGGAACUCAAGGCCCAGCUCUGCACCAUCCUGGCCGAGGAGAAAGCGCAGCAGGAGGAGCGCGCCCGUAUGGAGAUGAGGCGACAGGUCACUGUGUCCUGGGACUCAGGAGGCUCCGACGAGGCGCCACCCAAACCCAGCCGGCCUGGCUACCCCAGCCCCCGCUCCAGUGAAGGAUUCUACCCCAGCCCCCAGCACAUGGGCCCGCACAACCACUUCCCCGUAGGUCUACCUAGAGGGACUAUGAUGCCAGGUUACCCCAAUAUGCAUGGUGUGCCACACAUGCACAGCGGAGGAGGAGGAGGAGGGUACCCUCCCCAAGCGUCCGGCAUGGACACGCACGACGGGUGGAACCACCACCGCGCCCCACACGAGGUGCCCAUGUGGUCAUCCAAAAUGGAGGAUGGCGGUGCGUUGGACAUGCGUAGCCUGGGUCAGGGUCUGCCGCAGCACCUGAUGGAGGAGCAGCUGAUGCUGCAGCAGCAGCAGAUGGAGGAGGACCAGCGCUGGCUGGAGCAGGAGGAGCGCUUCCUGAAGCCUGACUCGAGGGGCAAUAUUGACCGAGAAGACUGUAGCCACCAGGGCCCGACGGGAAGCCAGCACAUAUACCAGCCCGUAGGCAAACCAGAGCACGCAGCACCGCCCAAGAAGCCCCCACGCCCAGGAGCCCCCAGCAGCCACCUGGGGAGCCUGGCCAGCCUCAACCCCGUGGAGAGCUACAAUGAAGGAGUGAAGAUCCAGCCCCAGGAGAUCAACCCUCCGCCCACGGCCAAUCUUGACCGCUCCAAUGACAAGGUGUACGAGAAUGUGACGGGGCUGGUGAAGGCAGUCAUCGAGAUGUCGAGUAAGAUCCAGCCUGCCCCCCCGGAGGAGUAUGUGCCCAUGGUGAAGGAAGUGGGCUUAGCUCUGAGAACGCUCCUGGCAACAGUUGAUGAGACCAUCCCCACGCUGCCUGCAAGCACACAUCGAGAGAUCGAGAUGGCCCAGAAGCUGCUGAACUCGGACCUGGCGGAGCUGAUUGGCAAGAUGAAGCUGGCGCAGCAGUACGUCAUGACCAGCCUGCAGCAGGACUACAAGAAGCAGAUGCUGACCGCCGCGCACGCCCUGGCCGUGGACGCCAAGAACCUGCUGGACGUCAUCGACCAGGCACGCCUCAAGACCAUGAUGGGGGCCCAGCCUCCCCCGCGGCCGCCACACUAGGACUCAUCUUUACUCGACAACCCUGCCAGGUGGAAGUGGAGGUGGAGG
This is a messenger RNA of Engraulis encrasicolus (European anchovy), 4176 nucleotides long. It is a transcript of the gene ptk2ab, whose product is annotated as protein tyrosine kinase 2ab. Gene Ontology annotation, cellular component: focal adhesion; cytoskeleton. Lineage: Eukaryota; Metazoa; Chordata; Actinopteri; Clupeiformes; Engraulidae. Gene Ontology annotation, biological process: protein phosphorylation; signal complex assembly. The transcript is spliced from 34 exons. Gene Ontology annotation, molecular function: ATP binding; protein tyrosine kinase activity. The record is from RefSeq and is a predicted model, not a curated record. The coding region runs from base 757 to 4128 and encodes 1123 amino acids.